This is a messenger RNA of Nylanderia fulva, 1126 nucleotides long. RefSeq names its product m-AAA protease-interacting protein 1, mitochondrial. The record is from RefSeq and is a predicted model, not a curated record. Gene Ontology annotation, molecular function: ribosome binding. Gene Ontology annotation, biological process: protein insertion into mitochondrial inner membrane from matrix. Gene Ontology annotation, cellular component: mitochondrial inner membrane. Lineage: Eukaryota; Metazoa; Arthropoda; Insecta; Hymenoptera; Formicidae.
AACAAAUAUAUAUACGAACAUUCGAUAUAAAAGUCACUAAAACGAACAAACUAGUGACAACUUUUUUAUCAGCUUUGUGCUUGCCUUCAACUGGCGCCAACUAUAAAAACGUUGAAGAACAAUUGUUGAAUAAUAAAAUAAGUUUUGUGUAAAAACACUGCUAAGUGCACAUAAACAAUAUUUAGUGUCAUUAAUACAGUGACGCAUUGUAAAGAAUUUUGAAUAAAUCUUUACAGACUAAAUAUAAACAAGAGUGAUAUAACUGCUCUAUAGAAAAUAGGUUAGAAAAAUAUCUCGAACUCCGAGGUUUUGAUGCUUGAUUUAGAAGAUUUUUGAAGAUCUUAUGCAAGUUGCAAUGAUAGUCCCGGCAAUAAGGAAAAGUGUGCCGUACAAUUUACGACGAAUUACUGCGUACGUUACUUAUAGAAACAAAACGAGGACAAAGAUCCCACGAUAUUGCAAUGAAUCAACUCUACUGUCUACAUCGCUUCCAAAUUUUGCUUCCUGUAGAACUUACAGCACCGAAUCUGAUUCUCAACCGCGGAUCUUCUUACCUAUGCUCGUGGACGGGGCUGCUACACACUUACCGUCUCUUAUAACUCCAUUGAAGCUUCUCUAUUUAUCAGUCUUUAGGAUUACUCCACACAUAGAUAAAGAAUUUGACGUAGUUGAGUUUCUUAAAGGAGCCAGAUAUGCAACGAUAAUAAUAUCUAAAGCUUUAACAAAUAAAGAUUAUGAAUCUUUACAAGGCCUCGUAACAGAAGAUAUGAUAGAGAUUUUAAGGAACAAAAUCGAGACUCUUACUCCUAAUCAAAGACAACUAAUUGCAGUAAAUGAUGAUGACAUGUUGUUUUAUAUUUUAUCUGAUAUUGCGGCUACAGUAGGUGAGGAGCAUUCCAUUAAAAUCACAAUAAUUUGUCAUUAUAUCCAAGGUCUUGCUGAGAAAAAAAAUAGAAUGAUGAGUGGAAUCAUAGAUUUUACUAAAUCAACAGAACAUUUAGUAUGUAAUUAUACAUUUAUUCGUAAGUAUGUAAAUAAUAUUGGAGGUCCAUGGAUUGCAUCUUUUGUAAAUCAUUACACUGUGUCAUAAAGAUAUUUGUUGAAUAUAAAAGUUUGAAUUAAAAAA